AUGGAAAUUGUCCGACCUCACAGUCAUAGGAACUUGUUUUCCAGUAACGACGCCGCCGCAUCUGCUCCAACUAUUCCCCUAUAUCGCUCUGCUCCGCCACUCGAAGUCAGACUCGAAGAUUUCGAGUCUUUCGCCAUCGAUCGCCUCCGAGUUCUGAAAGGAAUAUCUGAUGGUUUGUCAAGAGGAAAGAAACCAGAUGAAAUGGAAAAAUUGGUGAACGAACUGUGGAAAGUGAACAUGAGACAUCAGCAUGCUUCUGAGGUUUUGAACAAGGAUAUUAUAUCUCAUUUUGUUUUGCGUUUAGUGUAUUGCAGAACGGAGGACUUGAGGAAAUGGUUUCUCUCCAUGGAAUGUGCACUUUUUCGCUACCGUUUUCGUUUUCUAACUACUGAAGCUCAGAGGGCAAUCAUGGAUGAAUUUGACAUAACUUGCAAGGCUGUUAACAUUACAGAAUUUGAGAGCAUUAAAGAGAAAUUGGGACAAGUUGCACGUUCCAUGGCUCAGCCUUUACCUACAGGCGAUGCAAUCUUUUACAAGGUACCAUUUGAAGAUGUUCCAGAACUUGUUGCUGGGCGUAGAGUGUUGUUAAGUCAAGGAUAUGCUUAUGUUGCAAUGAAUCAGGUUGUUUCACUUGUAGCCACUCUAUUCCGUAGUCAGUUGUCAAAGACACUCAUCCUUACAAACAGAAAAUGGACAUCUUCUAUCAGAGAACAGGAGAAACAUAGGUUGACUCCGAUUGUGGAAGCCUUGUGCUCAAGUUAUUUAGGUCCUGAUUUUUCUCAGCCUAGGGAAAAUGCUGAGAUAUCUUUAAAGGACAUUGAUCAACUUGCCAAGACCUCAUUUCCUUUGUGCAUGCGUCACCAGUUUGACAAGCUGAAAGAGGACCAUCAUUUAAAGCACGGUGGGAGGAUGCAACUAGGCCUCUUUCUCAAGGGUGUUGGUUUGAACCUGGAUGAUGCACUUGCAUUUUGGAGAGCCGAGUUCUCUAAGAAGGUUGGUUUGGAAAAGUUUGAGAAAGAAUAUGCAUAUACGAUUCGCCAUAAUUAUGGAAAGGAAGGGAAGAGAACUGAUUAUACUCCCUAUUCUUGUUAUAAAAUUAUUUCAUCAACGCCCGGUGCUGGAGAUCAUCAUGGUUGCCCCUAUCGACACUUCAGUGAAGAGAAUCUAAGAGCUGCUCUCAGCCGAAUGGGGGUGAACAGUCGAGCAAUGGAAGAUGUCAUGAACAAAGUGCGAAAUAGACAUUAUCAGUUAGCAUGCACCUUAACCUUUGAAGCUCUUCACGGCGUGCCAUGUGAUGCUGGGAUUAACCAUCCAAAUCAAUAUUUCAAUGACAGUCAAAAGAUAUUGCAGCCAAAGAAGGACUCUUCAACCUAA
Lathyrus sativus (Indian pea) is the source of this 1374-nucleotide messenger RNA. The record is from the annotation of a GenBank genome assembly. NCBI's taxonomy places the organism in Eukaryota, Viridiplantae, Streptophyta, Magnoliopsida, Fabales, Fabaceae.